Molecule: messenger RNA, 1455 nt
Organism: Stegostoma tigrinum
Lineage: Eukaryota; Metazoa; Chordata; Chondrichthyes; Orectolobiformes; Stegostomatidae
Gene: vapal
Product: VAMP (vesicle-associated membrane protein)-associated protein A, like
Exons: 6
Coding region: 102-839 (245 amino acids)
Biological process (GO): neuron projection development
Cellular component (GO): plasma membrane; endoplasmic reticulum membrane
Molecular function (GO): FFAT motif binding
Source: RefSeq, a predicted model, not a curated record
ACCCUCCCCCCCCCCUCCCCCUCAUCCCGGAGAGGAUCGGAUAAGCGCCAUCAGGCAGCAAAGGCUCUGAGUAUCAGCCCUGCCCCCCCCCCCCCACGACAAUGGCCAGAUUGGAGCAAGUACUGAUCCUCGAUCCGCCCGUCGAGCUCAAAUUCAAAGGUCCAUUUACAGAUGUUGUGACUACAAAUCUCAAAUUGAAAAACCCAGCAGAUAGGAAAGUAUGCUUCAAAGUGAAGACUACAGCACCACGUCGGUACUGUGUUCGACCUAAUAGUGGGAUUAUUGACCCUGGAACAACGGUUACUGUUUCUGUAAUGCUGCAGCCAUUUGACUAUGAUCCCAAUGAGAAAAGCAAACACAAAUUCAUGGUACAGACAGUCUAUGCUCCUCCUGGUAUCACAGACAUGGAAGCAGUAUGGAAAGAUGCAAAGCCUGAAGAUCUUAUGGACUCUAAACUCAGAUGUGUCUUUGAGUUGCCUGCGGAGAAUGAGAAAUCGAAUGAUAUUGACGUGAAUAAAGCUGCUGCAGUAACGAAUGCACCUAAAUCAGAUGGACCGGCAAUGCCAAAAUCCGCCAGUAUUUCAAUGGAUGACACUGAAGUGCGGAAACUAGUUGAAGAAUGCAAGAGGCUUCAAGCUGAGUUGAUGAAAAUGACAGAUGAGAAUCGACAGCUGAAAGAUGAUGGACUGAGGCUGAGGAAGGCAGCUCAGUCAGGCAACCCAGUGUCUUCCACAUCUAGUGUUACACUCAGAGACAACGGCUCUACUGCUCUUCCCUCCCUCCUUGUUGUAAUUGCAGCCAUUUUCAUUGGAUUCUUUCUAGGAAAAUUCGUCUUGUAGAGGAAGCAUGUGAGUUGUUGAGGCCUGAAAUGUUCUGUUGAUCUGCCAUAUCAUUGGUAGUAUGGCUCACAGUGACCAUGUUUGUGUACAGCAUCUUACAGGCCUUGCCUUUAAUGAUCUCACAGUUAGAACACAAAUUACUUUCAGUUCUUGGAUAAUUGGAGUUGUACAUUGUCAAAUACGUCAAUAGCAGCUGUCUCACAGUUUUACAUAAAGGUCCUUGGAAAUAAUGAGUUGUUCUCUCUGUGGUUUAAUAAGAGUUGAAUGAAAUGUUAAGUGUCUUGUAAAUGUUAUUUUAAUCCUUUUAAAUUUUGUUACCUGUUGCUGGAUUACCUCUUGAAAUUCUUCAUUUUAUAGUCAGGUUGCUCAUGCCACUUGUUUACCAGUGAUGAAGGAUGUGCUGAAGAAAAGGUGCCUCCUUGUAAAUUACAAUGCCCCUCUCCCCUCCAUUCCUUGCUGCUGAAGGCUGAUGAGUUUAAAAAUGCAAAGAUAUUCCCUAGCUACAGAAACAUCUCACCCCCCCCACACUGUGAGACAAAUGUUGAUUGAAAAAUCUCCAUUCUUACCAAUCCUGUCCCAUGGUAUUUAACAAAAAUAAAAUCUUUAACACGUUAAA